CUUUCUCCUCUUCUUCUACCUGCAACUAAAGCGAAUAUCUAACUCCCGAAUUUACAAUCCUACAAAUGUCUAACAAGGACUACUACAGCGGCGGUGGCCCGCAAUACGGACCUCAGUAUGGUGGGCAGCCACAAGGCGGCUACUACCCACCCCAAGGCGGCCCUCCCCCGCAGGGCUACUACCCCCCCCCCGCAACAGGCAUAUCAACCCGGUGGUCCGCAAUACUACCCCCAGCAGCAACCGAUGUACCAACAGCCACCUCCCCCGCAGCAGUCGGGCGGUGGUGAUCUCGCAAGCGGCACGUGUAUGGCCUGUCUAGCAGGCAUGUGUCUGUGCUGCUGUGCCGAAGACUUGUGCAACCUCUGCUUCUGAUCCUACUCCUCGCUUAGGGCUUGGACUGGGGACUCUAUCCUACGUACUCUCGUAACGACCGAGCUUGUAUCGAUACUCGACGCCGGCAGGGCAGGAACGAGCCGUUUUCAUAUCACCUAGUUGUCUAACUGAGUUCUCUCUUUGCUGUUUGAUGUGUGUUGAGAGGCCUCCACUUGCGUUUGGCACGUUAGGAAAGGGACGGGGUGUGGGAAGACGCCAAGCAGGGUGUGGGUUUACCCUGCUCGAACGUUUCUCCGUCCGCAUCCUCCGUUGUUCGACGACAGUGCCCUAAGCCCAUCCAUCACCAAAUGCUGCCCAGGGCGUGUACCACUUCC
This is a messenger RNA of Dacryopinax primogenitus, 707 nucleotides long. RefSeq lists its product as uncharacterized. The transcript is spliced from 5 exons. Bases 118 to 372 code for a protein of 84 amino acids. The record is from RefSeq and is a predicted model, not a curated record. Lineage: Eukaryota; Fungi; Basidiomycota; Dacrymycetes; Dacrymycetales; Dacrymycetaceae.